CCUUUUUCUCCUUAGUGAUUAGUCUUGUCUGUGGUGUUGGCUUUUGAUGUCUGGAGCCCGCCAUUAACAGUAUUUUGUCACCGAGUGCUUACAUUGUACUUUUUAAAUUUGUUUUACAUUUUUUGACAGCAAUUAAAUAUCCAGACCAUGGGGAAAAGGGAGGAAGACGAGAUCAUAAGAAUCGCUAAAAAGAUGGACAAAAUGGCUCAGAAAAAAAAUGGGUCUGAAGCCUUGGAUCUGCUGAAGGAGUUGAAGAACAUACCAAUGACGCUGGAAUUGUUACAGUCUACAAGGAUAGGAAUGUCAGUGAAUGCCAUUCGCAAGCAAAGCACAGAUGAGGAGGUUACAUCGCUGGCAAAGUCACUCAUCAAAUCUUGGAAGAAACUAUUAGAUGAACCAGGAGGUGCAGAAAAGCCACCAGAAGAGAAGAAGGCGCCUGCAUCAUUACCAGUCCCUGCACCUGCUUCAUCAUCUUCACUGAACAGUCCUGAACCAAGAGAAGAAAGCUCAAGCAGUAACUCUAGCAGUAAAGACGAAGCUGGUGAUGUUCCUGUAAAUUCUCUGAUUACAACUUUCCCUCGAGCCCCAAGCACAUCUGACUCUGUGAGGAUUAAGUGCAGGGAAAUGUUAUCCAGUGCUCUACAAGCAGGGGAUGACUAUAUUGCUAUUGGUGCUGAUUGUGAUGAACUUGGAGCCCAAAUUGAGGACUGUAUCUUUCAGGAAUUCAAAAAUAUUGACAUGAAGUACAAAAACAGGGUUCGGAGUAGGAUCGCAAAUUUGAAGGAUAUUAAAAACCCAAAUCUUAGAAGGAAUGUCCUUUGUGGAAAUGUUGCUCCAGACAGAAUGGCCAGGAUGACGGCAGAGGAUAUGGCCAGCGAUGAACUUAAGGAGAUGAGAAAAAACCUGACCAAAGAAGCAAUCCGAAAGCAUCAGCUGGCAAAGACAGGAGGCACCCCGUCUGACAUGUUCUGUUGUGGGAAAUGCAAGAAGAGGAAUUGUACAUAUACACAGGUUCAGACCCGUAGCUCUGAUGAACCUAUGACCACAUUUGUUUUCUGUAUUGAAUGUGGAAAUAGGUGGAAGUUCUGUUGAAGAGUGGAACAUUGUCCCUAUGGGCAAAGAGACAGACUAAUACAGCUGGAGCAGGACUUCAUGAACACUCAUUUUAUGCCUGUGUUGGUCACGCUAUAUUUUAAAGGUGUUUUUUUGUUGUUGUUUAUAACUGUUAACAAACAGCUAAUAAACAUGUUAAUGUACAUUAUUUA
Molecule: messenger RNA, 1265 nt
Organism: Polyodon spathula (Mississippi paddlefish)
Lineage: Eukaryota; Metazoa; Chordata; Actinopteri; Acipenseriformes; Polyodontidae
Gene: tcea1
Product: transcription elongation factor A (SII), 1
Exons: 10
Coding region: 148-1092 (314 amino acids)
Biological process (GO): DNA-templated transcription; transcription elongation by RNA polymerase II; positive regulation of transcription by RNA polymerase II
Cellular component (GO): nucleus
Molecular function (GO): zinc ion binding; nucleic acid binding
Source: RefSeq, a predicted model, not a curated record